UCCUCCUUCGAUUCUCAUUGCCCCUAUAUACGUAUUAGUCCUAGCUAGCUCGCGCGUCGGAACAAAUAUCUCACCAUGUGGUGGCUCGACCCCGGCAAGGAGGUCUUGAACGUCAUCUUCAACCGCAUCCUUGCCCCGUAUGUCGAAAACUUGGACAUGAACCAAGUGAAUUAUGGGAUAGGGCAGGGUCAAUUAACACUCAAGAAGCUCAGGCUCAAGAAGGGUGCAUUGGACAAAUUUCGGCUCCCCGUCGAUGUGAUUGAAGGUCACCUGGGCACCUUCACGCUUUCUUUGCAUUGGAGAAAUCUGGGCAAUCAGCCCGUCGAAUUGCUGAUCGAGGAUGUCUAUCUCCUCGUCGUACCCUCUUCGCAAGGAAAUGAAGACCCGGAAGAAAACGAAGCUCGGGCACAGGCUGCAAAACGGGAGCGGUUAGAAAACGCAGAACUGCUCCAUAUGAAUCGGAACACGGCCGUACAAUCGCAAGAAGAAACGCCCGAGCAGCAAGGUCUCUUGGCUUCCCUGAUUGCCAAAAUCAUCAACAAUCUCCAGGUCACGAUCAAGAACAUCCAUGUUCGUUAUGAGGACAAGCUCAGUGUCCCAGGACAUCCAUUCGCGGCGGGCUUGACAUUGGCCGGGUUCUCUGCCUUCUCCGUGGAUGAGAACUGGGUCCCCGCGUUCAUCGAGAGCACAGCGGGUAGUAUCCACAAACUCUCAAAACUUGAAUCGCUAGCCGUUUACAUCGAUACUGACACGAGCAGCAUGGCUGGUUUGCCCUAUUCGGAAGCGAUCGAAAAAUUCAAGGCUAUGAUUGCCAGCGAGAAGCAUGCCAAAGAUCAUCAAUACAUCCUGAAACCCGUCUCGGGGGAGGGCAGGAUCGUCAUGCACAAGAAGCUGGACAACGAAACGCCGCGGUUUGACGUUCAGCUGUUCUUUGACGAGAUCGGCGUUCUGCUGGACGAUAACCAAUACCGAGAUGCGAUCUCGCUCGUGGACAUGUACCACAUUUACAUGCGAAACCGACAGUAUCUCAAGUUCCGGCCCACUACGGAAGAGCUCGAAGAAAAUCGACCACGAGCAUUGCUGAAUUUUGCAGGCAAGGCCAUCUUGGACGGUGUUCACGAAAGGAGGCGGAAAUGGACCUGGGCGUACUUCGCUGAGCGUAGGGAUGACAGGCAUCGAUACGUCGAGCUUUUCAAGAAGAAGCAGUUGAACACGCUCAGACCUCAGGACACCGCCAUGUUCGAGGCGCUGGAAAAGAAACUGUCGUACGAAGACAUCCGCUUUUACAGGUCCAUCGCACGCUCAGAGCUCCGCAAGGACGCAGCCCUCCGCAGACAACUCGAGGACGACAAGAAGAAACAGGACUCACAACAGUCGGCGGGCUGGGGCAGCUGGCUCUGGGGUUCUUCCUCCUCCGAUUCCAGCCAAGGCCCCGACUCUGGCUCUGGAGAAAACGCGUUCACCGGGCCGAUGACGGAAGAACAGCGGAAGGAACUGUACGACGUGCUCGAUUACGAUGAGAAAGCUGCUCUGGCGGAGUCGUUCGAGGCUCCGAGGGGGGCUCUCAAGAUGCGGGUGGCCGCGAAGCUGGAGAAGGGCUCGUUGGCACUCAUGACGGACCCGCACGGGAAGGCGGAGGAGGUGAUUUCGAUCGUGUUCGAUGCGUUUCAGGCGGAUUUCGUGCAGCGUGCGGAUAAUUUCGAGCUCACGACCGCGUUGGGCGGUUUGCGCGUGUUCGAUGGGACGACGAAGGAUACGUUGUAUCCCCAGAUCGUGCACGUCAAGAGCGACGAGAGUGGAGAGAAGAAGCCGGACGUGGAGGAUCCGUUCUUCUUUGUGAAGUUUGAGAAUAACCCGUUGGACGAGCGGGCGGAUUCGGCGUUGACGGUUCGGAUGCGUCAUAUGGAGAUCAUCUAUCACAGGGGCUACGUUGAAGCUAUUUAUCGCUUCUUCAAGCCGCCUGCUAGUCAAUUGGAGUCUGUGGAGGCUCUGUUGAAUGCUGCGAGUCAGACGCUCGAAGGUCUUCGGAAGGAAACGCGAGCGGGUCUUGAAUAUGCCCUUCAGAAUCACAAGACCGUCGACAUUCAGAUGGACAUGAAUGCUCCGGUCAUUAUCAUACCGGAAAGUAUCACGACCAACCGAUGCAAACAUCUGCUAAUCGAUGCCGGUCACAUCUCUAUCGAGAGCAAUCUGGCAGACAAGGAGGCUAUUCGCCAGAUCCACCUCAAGAGGAACCAGAAUUACACGGACGAAGAUUAUGUCAGGUUAGAGUCGUUGAUGUAUGACAAGUUCUCGUUGAAGCUCCAUGCGGCUCAGUUCGUGCUAGGAGAUGAACUCCAAGCUUGUCGCGAUGCUCUCACCUCAGACGACCACAACUCGCUGCAUCUCCUCGAGCGCAUCAAUAUCGAUCUUCAGGUCCAGAAUUCCAUCGUGCCUAGUGCCGUCAAUCUUUCGCGAUUCAAGGUUUCCGGAAACCUUCCUACUUUACAGCUCAACUUUUCGGACACGAAGUAUAAGUCCAUCAUGCGUCUCGUUGAUGUUACUAUACCGAAACUCGGAGACGAUGACCCGUCGGCCUCAGCUACGACCAGUGGAUAUCAGAUACCUUCCGGAUUGUUCCCUUUCGCGGGCGAAGAGUAUACUAUCGAUGACGAUCAUGAGGAUGAUGAGUCCAAGGAGCAGUCUCAGGACGGAGGUGUAGAGCAGCGUGGAAUGCAUCAGAGGACGUUCGAGCUCAACUUCCAGGUGGAUACCGUGCGCGCGUCUAUUUCUAAGAGUCAAGGCGAGGAUGGCGAGAAACCUCUGGGUGACCUCUCGUUCAACCAAUUCACUUUGACAUUCGGUUUGGAGAAGUUCGAUAUGACGGUCGAUAUCAGCCUCGGCUCCCUGUCUAUGAAUCUGAUGGAGCCUGGCGCCGAACCCCUCGAGGUCCUAUCUUCGGUCGAGACCGACGAGAACAAGGACUUGCUCACCGUGAAGUAUCACCGAGUCCAGAAAGCGUCACCAGAGUUCUUCACUAUGCACGAGGGUAUCGACCAGAACGUCGACAUCAAGAUAUCUACGGUUGUUUUCCGCGCUGCGCCAGAACCGGUUCUCACGUUGUAUGACUUCAUCAUGUCGACCUUCGUCGCUGCGCCAUCGGGUGCUGUUAUCACUGAGACAGAGCAGCAAGACACUUCGAAAGUCGUGGACUCUGCGGCUCAACAGGAGGCUAAUGCGCAAGGUGGCAAGAUCCGUGUUUUGGUCGAGCUUGCCAGCGUGGAGAUCUUGCUCGUCAAUGCCGCUGCUAGGCUUGCGACACUGUCGCUUUCGACUGCAAAGACGACCGUUCUCUUAUUCUCGAACACAAUGAACAUCCAUGCGAAGCUCGGGAGCUUGUCGCUCACCGAUGAUUCCGACGAGAAGACGGCCGUUCCGGAGUUCAAGCAGAUCAUGUCCAUCGAGGGUGAUAACUUGGCCGAAUUCCGGUACGAGACGUUCGACCCCAACGACCACGAGAAUUACAAGGGAAUCAAGUCUUCGGUUUAUUUGGCCGCUGCGUCCGUGAAGCUGCAUUACCUUGAACAGCCUCUGCAUGAUAUCUAUCUCUUCAUGAACAAGUUGGCGAAAUUGAAGGGUCUGUAUGAUGCUGCUACUCAGGUGGCCGUGCAACGAGCGUCUGAGAUCGAGAGGAUGAAGUUCGAGAUCUCCGUCAAGACCCCUAUCCUCGUCUUCCCCUCAGACGUGACCAGUUCUCAAGAUGCGUUGACGCUGCGUCUUGGUGAGAUUACCGCCAACAAUGCGUACGAGGACGACAAACUCAAGACCUCGGCAAGCUUGCGUGGGAUUCAGCUCAUCUCCACGUUAUAUCAUGACUCGAAGCCUUCGACCCUCAAGAUCAUCGAUGAUAUCGAGGUCGAGGCGGAUGUGGUCCAAGCCGCUGCUGCUAGACCUGCGGGAAAUAAUGACUAUCCCGACACUCAGGUCAAUGUCAAGGUCUCCGAUAUCAAGCUCUACCUGACUCAAGUCCAGUACGGAAUGGUCAUCGCAUUGUCUCAGUCUAUCCCGAAAAUAUUGAGUGGAGCACCAGAGGGAGCGGCACAGGUCGAAGACACUGUGUCAUCGAAGGCUUCUUCGAAGCACUCCCCGGAAUCUGAUCAAGACUCUGGUGUCGCAUUACGACCUGAGUUGGCUCCUGUCUCAACUGCCGAGGGUGCCAACAUCUGGACGAGUCUUGACCUCAUUGUUUCGAUCAACGCUGUGAAGCUUCACUUAUACGACGCUCAGGCAACAACGACUGCGAACCUGCAGGAGCACGGUGUCGCUCGAUUCGCGCUCAACAACAACAGUCUGAGAUUGAAGAUGCUUUCAGAUGGGUCUUUGGAGGCUCAGGUCGUCCUCAAGUCGUUCACGAUGAGCAACACCCGCGCUGGCAAUUCCAAGUUCCGAGAAAUCAUACCAGCUGCUCAACACGACCGGAACCAAUUCAUGAUCCUGUACACCGCAUCCGGGGGACCGAACCCAUCAUCGCUCGCAGUCCUCACCGUCGAUUCCCCGAAAGUCAUCUUCGCUAUCGAUCCCGUCUUUGCUCUCAUGGAGUUUUUCUUGAGUGCCUUUCCCCCUUCACCACCGGCGCAAGAGAUGGAGUCCGUCUUCGAUGCUCCGCAAGCUCAAGAAGUCGCGCAGCCCAGUGAUCCUGGUCAAAAGUCUGGCUUGGAUUUCCGGUUCGACCUUCACGACGUAUCGGUCAGUGUACUCGAAAGUGAGACAGACGCGAACUCGCAGGCUAUUCGUCUUUCUAUCGGUCAAGUCUUGCUCUCGCAACAGGGAAUCAUGGCAUUGAACGUCACUCGCUUGGGAAUGUCAUUGACACGCAUGGGCAAAGGCGCGGAUGACGUCCGCUUCCUCGACGAAGUCGACAUGACCGUCACUCUGGACAGCAGGAACUCGUCAGCUCACCAGAUGACCAGUAUCGACAUCACCUCGAAGCCCAUUGUCUUCCGCGCCUCUUACCGAGACAUCCAGCUCAUCAUGACAAUCACGAAUAAGGCCCUAACAGCCUAUAACCAGUCAAGUCAGAGGGCGAGUACGGCGCAGGAACAGGCGAACACCAAGGUGCGGCCGAGUGUGAGAGCCGCGUCUUCGUCUGGUCAAGCUGUUUCGCGCAAGUCUAUUGCACGCAGAAGCGGACAAGUCCCUACUGUCGGUCGGGCGAGGGUUAUUACGUCCAAAGAACAGCUGAAAGCCUCCCUAGAUGGAUUCCGUUUGGUUCUGAUCGGUGACUUACACGAACAGCCAACGUUGCACCUCAAGGUCAAACCCUUCACUGUAGGGGUCAAUGAUUGGUCCGGAGAGUUACAAGCGUCAACGACACUGGCGACAUCCAUCAGCUAUUGGAACUUGACAAACUCGCACUGGGAGCCUCUGAUCGAUCCUUGGACAUUUUCUGCCUCGGUUGCGAAAGACCGCCCGGACAGCGCGAUGGUAGCUACGUUGUCUUCACAAGAGCGAUUGAAUCUCAACGUCAGCACGACGUUCUUGGAAAUGGCCGUCGACAUCCUCAAUACUUGGAGCAGAGAGGGCGAACGUGUCCUGGAGAAAGCACGUGGAAGCUAUGCACCGUAUCAGAUCCGCAAUUAUACCGGGACGCCCCUGUACAUCUGGGCAGACGCGGAUGGUAGCAGCGAGAAGAAGGAUCUCGGCGCUGUCAAGGUCAACGAUGGCCAGACUAUCGACUGGAGGUUCGACGACUGGAAGACUAUGCGCGAGCAUACGGGGUCCGCUGGCCAAAGUAGCAUAGGAGUGCAGUUCGACGGACAACCUUGGGAACGGCUGCGUAGCAUCCCUGUGGACAGAGAGGGAGAGUUCACAUAUGCACUUCGACCAAGGACGGACAAGCUCCACAAUCGCAUGCUCUGUGAAGUUACAGUCGUGGCCAGCGUCAAGAUCGUCACCCUUCGAUCUACCUAUAAGGUACACAAUCAGACUUUGUACCCGGUAGAACUCACUCUGGUGGAUGAUACCGGUCGCGCUCAGCGUGGUGUCGAGAAGAUAGCCCCUGGUCAGGACUUUUCCCUGCCCAUCGAUGCCGUUGGCAAGUACAAGGUUAGGGUCCAGCCUGACCAGGGCUUCGGCUACAAGUGGUCAUCCGCAAUACGUUGGGAAGACCUUGUCUCCCGACAAACCUUCACUCUCAGAUGCCCUCACACUGACGAGCAAGAAGCCGCGUUCAGGUUCCACGCCUUUGUACAGACUGAUGCAACCGGUGCUUCGAUGCGAAAAUAUCCGAAGAUUGAUCUCAAACUCCGUGCUCCUAUCGAACUUGAGAACCUCCUCCCCUACAAUCUUCAAUACCGGAUCUACGACAAGGACACUGAUCAGAACUGGAAGAGCUACCUUAGGACGGGAGGAAUUAUGCCUGUUCACUCUGUCGAACUUGGGCAUCUCGUUCUUCUCAACGUUGAGAUCCAGGAUACAGUAUUCAAGCCUAGCGACUUUGGCAUAAUCAACACGGACGGACAUUCCGACUUCGACAUCGAACAUCGCCUCACCUUGCAGGAUCCUCAAGGUCGGAAAUUGGAUCUCCGGCUGAACUAUAUUCGCUUCCCGGAGGCCGGCGGGGCCUUCAAAGUCCAGAUCUACUCUCCUUACCUUAUAGUCAACAAGAUGGGUAUCCCAUUUGGCGUCAUGGCUGUUCGGUCCGCCAGACCUGGUGCUCCUCAUGCGGUCGCAGGCGACUCACGCGACGAAACGUUAUCUAAGCCAGUCCCAUUCCUGUUGUCUCAUCCUGUUGAGCGCGGCAAUGAAUUCGUCCUGAAAGUUGGGAAUUCUGCCUGGUCAAAGCCACUGAACUUGGAAGCUCCAAGUGCCGAGACGGAGCUAACAGUUGCAUCAAACUCUCAGAAGAACGAGGAGGUGCAUGUUGGCCUCUCAUGGACCGUCGGACUGGGGAAGUACAAGUUAACGAAGGUGAUCACGAUCGCUCCUCGGUUCUUGAUCAAGAACAACAUGGCCGAACCUAUCUGUUUCCGAGAGCAUGGCGUUGCGCCUCGAGGGAAGUCGACAUUGGAGCCAUCAGAGCGAGUACCGAUACAUACCAUGCGAGCGGGCUACGAAAAGCUUCUCACAAUAGCUUUCCCGGGGCUCAACACGGAAUGGUCGCCACCAUUCAGUGUCGAGGAUAUCGGUUCGGUGCACUUCCGUCUCAAGGAGCCAGGCGAACGAUCGACGAGUCACCUAAUUCGCGCGGACAUCAAGAUGGACUACUCGACUAUCUUCGUGACGAUCAACCUCGCGGACGACGACUGGCCUUUCACCGUUGAAAACGACAGUUCAUAUGAUCUCUCGUUUUGUCAAAUGGACCUGGCGCACGGUGACGCUGACGCUUCAAGCAAAGCCAACCCUAGCUACUUCUUGCCGGACCACACACUAACACCAUACGCAUGGGAUUUCCCCGCCGGUGCUGAGAAGAAGAUCCUGCUUACGAUCGGCAACGCACGCCGAGCUGUAGACAUCAUGGAGAUCGGAGAUCUGGUUCCCUUCAAAUUCCAUAACCAGACCCAUAAGGGAGUGGUGUCCAUUGACGUUCGUGUCGAAGGCCACAAGCAAGUCCUCAGGAUCAGUGACUACAGGCCCGAAAACAGCUUGUACCGACAAAGGACUCGUGGGAGUAUGUCCAGCUCUCGAGUGAACACGAUCUCUAGCACCGAGGGAUUCGAAGCGAUUACCGAAGAGAUCAAACCGAACUUCUCGUUCAAUGUCGACUUCUCUGGCAUCGGCUUGUCCCUCAUCAACAGAAGGAUCGUUGAAGUUGUGUACCUCUCGAUCGAGAAGUUGAAGUUCGAGUAUUCGACCAGCAAUGUGGCGCAGUCGGUCAACGUCUCGUUUGGCUCCAUACAACUAGACAAUCAGCUGCAUGAUGCGAUAUUCCCUGUUGUUCUACAACCAACACCGCUGACGAAGGAGGCGCGCAAUGCGCAAGCGUUGCCAACAAUCCAGGGAUCGGUCAUCUGGCUGAACGACCAGGAACACGGCGUAUUGUUCGUCAAGUACUGCUCGGUGUUGUUGCAGGCCUUGACCAUCACUGCCGACGAAGACUUCCUGUAUACUGUGUACGAACUCAGUCAGAUCAAAGGCGCGUCUUGGGAAGAAGGGCACCAGGAUGUGCUUAUUGAACACCCUGAGGAGAUACCGGAGCCACACACUGCGGCCAGCAGCGAACAAGUCUACUUCGAGGUCCUUGAACUCCAACCAAUCCGGCUGGCUUUGUCCUUCAUGCGUACAGAAAGAAUGAGCGGCGCGGAGAAGAUGAGCAUACGGAAUCCUUUAGCCAUCAUCGUCAACGCGAUAACCAUGGCCAUCGGAAACGUCAACGACGCGCCUCUGGAGUUCAACGCGCUCGCCAUCAAAGACAUGCGCCUGAGUGUGCCGGACGUCCAAUCCCGUAUCAUAUAUCACUACCGACAAGAGGUCCUCCGUCAGCUCUACCGUAUCCUGGGCUCUGCAGAUUUCAUCGGUAACCCUGUCGGCUUGUUCACGAACGUCAGCUCCGGAGUGGCGGAUAUCUUCUAUGAGCCUUUCAAUGGUGUUGUCAUGCACGGCAAUCGGGAACUCGGUGUCGGCAUCGCGAAGGGUGCGGCGAGCUUCGUCAAGAAGACUGUCUUUGGCUUCUCGGAUAGUUUCACGAAGGUGACCGGUAGCAUAGGCAAAGGUAUCUCUGCCGCCACACUCGACUCUGAGUAUCAAAAGCGGAGAAGGAUCACCCAGCGACGAAACAAGCCGCGACACGCCAUCUACGGUGUCACUGCCGGAGCGGAGGCCUUUGCGAACAGUGUGGCGAGUGGCGCAGAGGGGCUUGUGAUGAAACCAAUCGAGGGUGCCGAGUCAGAAGGGGCAGUUGGCUUCUUCAAGGGCGUCGGAAAGGGUUUGGUCGGAGCUGUUACGAAGCCCGUCGUCGGAGUCUUCGACCUGGCUUCCAACGUAGCUGAAGGUGUCCGGAAUACGACCACUGUCUUCGAUAAUCCUGCUCGGGAUCGUGUCAGAAUCCCUCGAGUAACGCCCUCGGACGGUGUAUUGGUGCCUUAUUCGUCGCGAGAAGCGCUGGGUCAAUACUGGCUCAAGGACCUCGACAGCGGUGCCUACCGCCAAGAAUCCUACGUCGCCCACAUUAACAUCCCCGGCACAGACAACGUCGUCAUGCUGACCGCGACCCGCGUCCUCUCCUUCUACACCCGACGGCUCCGGCUGAACUGGGAGCUCCCCUUCACGCUCGUCCAGGGCGUGACGAUCGAAGACAGCGGGAUCCGGUUCUCACACAAGUCGGGGAAGGACCAGGAUAAGUUCGUGAAGAUCACGGACAAGAACUCGCAGUCGUGGUUCUUCGGACAGAUCGCGACGGUCGUGAAGGCGUUCAAUGCGCGGAGACGGAUGGACUCGUGAUUUUUUUUUGUGCGAAAUAUGCAUAGUGGGUCGGUUCGUUGCGCCGCGACGGGUGGAAUAAGGUUGUUUGUAUGUGUUUGUGCAUGUUUGUGUGUAUGGGUGUUGAUGACACGACGGCGAUCGGUCGCGGGGCGGUGUAUGACGAACGAACAAACGGACUGGAAUGUAUUGUACACGCUGAUAGACGGACAACAACUAACUACUAUAGCUAGCUAUCCAUCCGACAAUUUGUUGUGGUAUACGAGGGGGCGAAUAUCAAUUACCUGUAUCUUAAUGUAUCAAAAGAACAGAACAAGAACGGACGCGUGAAACAAAAACAAACCAAAAGAAAGGGGCUGCAGCUCAAGUACUAGUACUCAAGAUAGACGCCCGUCGGGGGCAUGUAAUUAGGGUCUGCGCAAGCUACAAGUACUGGUACUUUGGAAAGACUGACUGAGUGAACUGAGUGAGAGUGAGAGAAAGAGUGCUUGGUAUAUAAGUAUAUGCUUUUAUAGAUAUGAUAUGUAUAUCUCCAUAUGUAUGUAUAGGUAUACCAACAAUCCCUAUCCCUAUCCCCACCAGACUGUGUUUUCAUCUCCUCGUUCCUCAUCGCCUACUGAGCGAGCCCUAAACUCCGAUCCAGGGAGUAUUCCGAGAAUUCAGAAAAGAUGAUGGAAAUUGAGGACGGAAGAACGGACGGAUGGAUGGAAAUUGAGGACGAACGAGACGGGGUAACAUCUAUCGAAAGGAAGCGAAAGAAGCGCAGAACCUCGGUUGACGGGGACAGGAGAGAACAGACAGAUAAAAACGGAAAAACAAAAAACAAACGAGUGACUGUGGGGGGCGGGGCGGUAGCGCAGGUGGAAGGAAAGUCCCGUGGUAAGUAGAGUUGGCCUACAUUUGAGGGUAGAGGGUAAAUGGUGAAGGGGUAAAAGUGCAAAUCAAAAUAGAGACGAUAGACGGUCGGGGGAGAGGGAGGGAGUGGUUUUAACGAAAAGGGAAUAAGGUGAAAUGACGCUGAUGAUGAUGAUAAUGGAACGAAAACACGCAAAUAGAACGAUAAAUCAAGGGGGCAUAUACAUAAUAAACAAGAGAGAGAGAGCGGUCGAGAUGUAAAGAAACGAGAACGAGGAUCAAGAAAACAGAAGAGAAGAGAACAGAGAAAAAGGAGCCUCCACCACAUAAUCACUGAACGACUCCCCUACUCCCCCUCGACGGUCUAGGAUGUCCCACCGUAUGAUCACUAAACGUCGGACUCCCCUCCAUCCCACUCCCCUUCUUCACCGUAACAACACUGGACACCCUCUCCCUCAUCACCUCCCCCUCCUUCCCUUCCGUCGACUCCGACUCCGACCUAAACCUCCCAUUCCCAUUCCCAUUCCCACUCCUCGGCGGCGGAAGGCCCCCAAAGUCCUCGAGAUGAUCCUCAUCGACCAUCCCGUCUCCAUCCCCAUACUUCGCCCUCGGGCUCGCAGAAUACGCGCUCUGGAAGUCCGUGUCCGAGUCGUCCGUAGUCCCCGUGAGGGCGUUCGUCAGCGCAGGCGUGGACGGCGAAGGAGCCGGAGGUGUAGCAGGGCGUGUGGCGCCCAACGACGCGCCAGAGGAGAUUUUCCGAAUCCCGCGACUAUCGAUGGAUGAUUGAUCUCCAUGCUGUUGUUGAUCAGGGUCAGUCGAAAGAGUAUCGUCGACGACGGUCGUAGGCGCAUCAGAAGAAGAAGUGAUGACCGUGGGCCUCAUCCCCGACGCACUAUUCCUCGGCGUCGUCUCCGGAGCCUUCUUCGUCGGCGUAACGACCUCCGUCGAGUCAGAUCUUCUACUAUUCUCGCUACUCCUCCUCACAUGCCCGCUCGGCGUAUUCCCGCCACUCCUAUUCCUGGACGACGAUCCCUUACGAGCCUUCCCCCCAACUCUAGCAGCCCCCUUCUGCGCCCUCCGACGAGGCGUAUACCUCGCCUCUGACAUCUCGCUCCCGCUCUCCGUGCUAGACUGAUGUUGCUGCUGUUGCCUAUUAUCCCUCUCCCUAUACUCCGCCGCGAGCGCAUUCUCCAAUUUCUGCUGGAUCUCCAGAACCUUCCGCGCGAUCCUAUCGCUGCGCUCGCUAAUACCCUCGUCCACAGCCUUCAUCCCAUCCUGCUGCGCCUCCGUCGUCAUACUCGACGAGAACCGCUUCGUCUUCUUCGCCUUCGCAGUUCCCGCCUCGUCACCAUCCGCGCUCACCCUCCCCGGCUCCUCACUCUCGUCCCCUUCCUCAAUCACAGCCGAAUACCUCUGCAAAUCCGUCUUACGCCCCACAUCCUGUCCCCCCUCUCCUUCCUGAUCCGCAUCAUCCCCAUACUCCGCCAACGUCGUCUCAGUGCCGAACGACCGUAGCUGCUUGAUCCUACUCCCCGCGUCACUGGGCCUCCGCGAUCUCGCAUUGCGUGACGACGGCCGACUCGCAUUGCGUGACGACGGCCGACUCGCAUUGCGUGACGACGGCCGACUCGCAUUGCGUGACGACGGCCGACUCGCAUUGCGUGACGAAGGCCGACUCGCACUCACGCUGCCCGAAUCGUACCCAUCACCCUCACCCUCACUCUCAUAGUCUCCCUCAUUCAUCCCAACCGCCAUCGACGCGAGUGCCUGUUCGAUCUGUGCUUCGACUUCGGCGACCAUAGCGGCUCGUUCGACUUCCAUUGUUUCCAUUGCUUGUUUCAUCUUCUGGAGCUCGUCUAGCGCGUCUUUGUGUUGGCCUUCUGUGUCUCUGAGCUGGCUCUCCAACCGAUGUUUCUCCCCCGCCGUCAACGUAACAAGCCCACUCAACCUCUUCGUCUCCCUCUGCUCCUUAUUAAUCCUCGCCCUCAACUCUCCCGCCUCCACACUCAACUUCUCCGCAUACUGCUCAAACGUCACAAACUUAUCCCUCCACAGAUCACUCUCCGUCAUCAAAAAGUUCAACCUCCUCGACAGCCUCCCGAUCUUCGUCUCUAGAUCAUCCCGCGCAUCCACGAACGCAGUCGCGCGCUUCCGGAUCGAGAGCUGGAUGUGCUGUUCUGCGGCGGAGAGUUGGGGUUGACGACGGACGGAACCGAAGGAGGAGAUGCGUUUGAGGAGGGACGGUUUGCGGAGUUUGUCUUGCAGGACUAUGUCGAAGGCUUGGAUGAUCCGCGUCGAGUGCCACCAUUCUGGAGGCUUGAUCGUGUCGGCGACGGCGGCGGAGGCGCCACCGCGCUUGGCUUGGAUCUUGCAUACCGGCCUGAAACGACCGGCGGGGAAAGCUUCUUUGAAUUCGCUGGGUACGGAGUGAUCUGGGUGAUAGAGCGGUUCAAAGGCGGUCAUCAACUGUUUCCUGAACCUCUCCCUCUGCUGCUUGACAGAGAUAACACCAGGCGGCGGUGCGGCGCAGUUCAAGUAGUUGAUAUCGAGAUCACAAACGCAGACCUCGGGGGGAGGCCUGACGCAGUACCUGGCCUCGGUGGCGAGACCGAUGAUCCAAGGACCGGGAUCGUCGAUGUAUAUCUUCGCGUCGCGAGCGUGAACGGACUGCAGUGCGACACCGUUCCAUCCACGAAGUUCGACGAGAUACUUGAUCGUGAGGACCGCGAUGCCGAGCAUGGCAGGAUGACGAGAGAAGAACAAGAUGCGGCCAGUGGGCGCUAACGCGAUCUCGCAGAUCGUCAAUAUAUUAUCGAUAUUGAGCGCCUUAAACAGCGGCCACAUCGUGAAAUUAACAUCGACCAACCCGCGUCCAAAAUCAAGUCCACCAGGGAAACGGGUCACGACUUCCAAACUCGUAUCCGGAUCAUUGACCCCCAAGCCCGACGCGUCCGUCUUGACCGAAGCGGACGCGUCGAGUCUGAUGAGGUCUCCCGCGCGGGGAGCGGGAUGCGAGAGGAUCUUCGAGAUCUGAAGCGUGUGGGACUGGACGUCCUUGGAGAAGCGAGCCCAGGAGAGCGUGAGGUAGUCGCGCAUGAGGUCGUAGAUCGGGUGGCGCGAGACGAGGGUGAGUGCGUAGGGUAGCCAAAAGACGGUAUCGCCAGGGAGGAAGAGCGUGCUUUCGCCGGGAUUGUGGCCCCCGUUGAUCGUACUCGCCACUUCGAAAUCGCUCUCGCUCAUAGCGUCCGUGUCGGCAUCAAUAUCGGUUUCGCCGUCUGUAGUGGCUCCCCAAGGCACACGUGCGCUCCGUUUUGUGCUACGGCGGGCCAUGGCCGUCGGGUCGAGACUGCUACCGUGGCCGUCGCUACGGAGCGACCUGAGGCGGGCGUUGGCGAGACUGUUGGAGGAUUCUUUGCGGGAGCGGUUGGCUUCGAGUGUUCGGCGGAUGGCGGCGCUGCGUUCGGCAUCUGCGUGGGACCAUACGGUGAGGCAGACACCGUGGUAGGUGACGGUGCUGCUGGGAGUGGAAGGAGUGUUGGCGGACGCGCCUGCGCCGUGUCCGUGGGCAGAAGAUGAAGCGUUUGGGGGAAAGAUGUUGGAUUGGCCUAUGACGGCGGAAGAAGGGCGUGCGUUGAUGAAUGGGUCGUUGUAGGGGUAAAGAGAGGUGGCCAUGGAGGUGGGGCGGGUGUCCGGGGCGCUGGUGGUGGAAAGAAUAGAUUGACGGAGAAGGGCGGCGGAAGAAGAGGCAUGGAGGGCGGUGGUGGGUGCGGGGAGGGUGAAGGAGAAGGUGUGCACGGUGGAGGCAGGCUGGAGGGUGGACGCUAUGAUCUCGACCUCGCGAGUGAAGGAGAGCUUGAGCGCCUUUGAGAGCAUUUUGGCGACUUCCUGUUUACCAAGAGCGCCUGCACCCUUGUGUACCUCGCUCUCGCCCUUGCCCCGCUUCUUCUUCUUGCCACCACCGACGCCAGGGCUGACGGUGCUGCCGAGGACCUCUGCCCUCCACCAGCGAUUGACGGCGCCCUCCGAGUGGGCGAGGCCGAGGACGGAGUCGGGGUCAGCGAGGGUCCAUGUGUGUGGCGCCUUGGGGAGGCCAGAGACGACGUAGAGGGAGGUGAGGGGGAGGGUGGGAGUGAAGGCGGAAGGGGGAGGGGCUUCGCGCGCAGAACGGGUUGAAACGAGUGAGGUGCGUGUGGACGCAGGGAUGGGCUCCAUGGAGCGGUUGUGCUGUAUGCCGAGCACACGGGACGCCUUGUCUGAGCGGGGGACGAGCUGCAGUGCGGACGCUGAGGGCGAGGGCGGGUUAAUCGUCACAAAGUCGAGCUCGUCGGCGAGACGGCGGUCGUGGCCCUGGCCCUGGGUCGCGGUCGCUGUCGAGUUGUCUGUCUCUGCGCUGCUCCUGACGGUGGAGAGACGGCUGGGUGGGGGGGCAGAGCGCGAGGAGUCUUUGGAGCGGAUGGAGAGCGAGGGCUGGAGCCUGCGAGAGUUGAAGGAGACGGCGGGAGGGCCCUGUUCGACAGAAGUCAGGAACGGCGCGAGGGCGGACCGCGGGAGCCUCGUCUGAUUGGGGGCGUCCUCCGUGGUAGGCGCUGAGGACUGCUGUCUGCGCUGGCCAGAGAGCAUCGUAGUGGAAAGAGAGGAAGGGGCACAGUGGCAAAAGGAGAGAACAGCUGUCGAUGCGGCUAUAUGUACUCCCCCACGUCGUCCUCCGUACCUUGCAGUAUCCCAAGCGAUUUUUCCAGCUCAAAUCGCGCCCCCCCUUUUCAUUCCCUCGCUUAUAUUCUCCCGCUUCCUCGCCCCCUCCCCGGCCCUCCUCCCACAAAUACACAUCCUCCCGCUUCUUCUCCCACUGCGUCCCUUCCCGUCCAUCGCUCUCCUCACGACCUCCCCUCUCCCGCUCUCGUUCCCGACGACGACGACCAUCUGCCCAGCCCAGACGCGACGCGGUUGACAUGUUGACAGCGCCCAUGUGUUCAGAUCCCCGUCGGACGCAGAUCCAACGAUUAUCUCCGCCACGCCGCCCCCUCGGCAUCCU
This is a messenger RNA of Stereum hirsutum FP-91666 SS1, 15283 nucleotides long. RefSeq lists its product as uncharacterized. NCBI's taxonomy places the organism in Eukaryota, Fungi, Basidiomycota, Agaricomycetes, Russulales, Stereaceae. Gene Ontology annotation, cellular component: extrinsic component of membrane. Bases 76 to 9417 code for a protein of 3113 amino acids. The record is from RefSeq and is a predicted model, not a curated record. The transcript has 53 exons. Gene Ontology annotation, biological process: mitochondrion organization; protein targeting to vacuole; late endosome to vacuole transport.